UCUACUUAAGCUGUGGGGCUGCUGGCUUGCUUUUCUCUCCAACUGUUCUCCACCACAGAAACGUUUUUCUUCUGCCGUGAAUUGUUCCAUCGUUCGCGUUGUGACUACAGUCGGAGAAUACCUAGCAGCGCACGCAUCGCACUCCAUCACAUACUCAGUCAUUAUGCGGAGAAGUUCGUCGGUUUGGGUGUUGACUGCACUGUCAUCGCGUGUCUUGUGCCAUGGGAUGCCGUAUGGGAAUUCAACCACACCUGUGACUCUUCAUCCAUAUGGAUCAGGGGCGCCCGUGCCAAUUCCAACUUUGCCUUCGCAUUCAAAACAGGAAGAGCCAUGUGAGACGUCAACAACGAUAUCGACCUUAUCGCCAUCUUCAUCAGCAACAUCAGCAGAAUCGUACGAAACAAGCUCGGCCAUCGCAUAUCCUUCUGUACCAGUGCUGAGCAGUUAUGGCAUCCCACUCCUGCCGUCGUCGGCGGUUGGCUCUAGGUUUCUAAACUCUUCAACCUACGCGUAUCCGUCGCCUUCGGGGACAGUCGGGUAUCCCUUGUUGGUUACGUCAGUUGUUGGCAUUGUAUCGACUGCCAGUGAGGAGAAGACUACGACUGUGGUGGUCACUACCUCGACGACUUUGACUGUCGUUGUGCCUGUGCCGGUGGGUUCGGAGACGUCGACGGUGUUGGUGUCGGUGUCUGAGAGUGCAACGCCAUCGUUGUCAGUGUCGGUAUCGUCGAUAUAUUCACCAUCAUCGCCUUCACCCUCAUCGCCGUCGUCGCUUUUGCCAACAUCGUCUUCGCUUUUGCCAACAUCGUCUUCGCUUUUGCCAACAUCGUCGUCGCUUUUGCCAACAUCGUCGUCGCUUUUGCCAACAUCGUCGUCGCUUUUGCCAACAUCGUCGUCGCUUUUGCCAACACCGCCUUCGAGUAGUGGUCUCGCGUCCUCAUCAUCAGAAGUGUCUACAACGACUGUCACUUUCGUCACAGAGACUCUACCCGUCGCUUCAGCAGUCUCCAGCAUGGCAUCAUCCAUCGUCUCGGGCUCGUCUUCUCUCGUCUCAUCACAACAAAUUCUAACCACAUCAACAUCCACAUCCACCACUUAUGUCACGGAAACUCUUUCCACUCCUCCUAUGGUCUCCAGCACGCUGUCAUCGCUCGUUUCGAGUGCUUCGUCUAUCAUUUCAACAUCUCAGGCCUCGACCACACCAGCACCAACUACUUUGGUCACCUCGACCAGCUCUGCAUCGUUGGACAUCCCUAGCGUUCUCUCAUCGAUCGCCUCAAUGCUGUCCUCCGCCUUCGCAACCACAAAGACUUCAAGCACGUCGGCGCAGACCACCCUCACCACGUCGGUCAGCUCCGCCUCCAACGCUGCAUCUUCUAGUGCUCUGUCUUCCGGCGCUGUGUCUUCCGGCGCUGUGUCUUCCAGUGCCACGCCUUCCAGUGCCACGCCUUCCAGUGCCACGCCUUCCAGUGCCACGCCUUCCAGUGCUGCAUCAUCCAAUGCCGCGCCUUCGAGUGCUCUGUCUUCCAGUGCAGCGUCUUCCAGCGCCGCAUCUCCCACUGUAUCCGCACCAUCGUCCACCGCACCAGCCUCGCAAAGCACAGCCCCCUCAUCCCCCCCGGCCUCAUCCUCAUCCACCAUGUCAACCAGCGCCAUCGCAGCCGGCUCAUCUGUCUUCACUACCCGCCCCUCCAGCACAUCAUCCACCUCCUCCUCUUCCACGUCCUCCACAACACCCAACGCAUCCGAAAUCCCGCCUGCGCCGGAAGCGUCCAGCGGAGCGGGCGGACACCGCGAGGAGAAAGUAUGGUGGCUUCUUUUCCUCGUCCCCGUUGUGUUCGCCUUGUAAGCGAGACUGCGUUUCAUGAUUUUAGUGCUUGUUCUAUGAUACCACUUGAUACUUUUUAGCGCGUGGAAGAGGGGAUUUUGGGAGUAUUGGGUACUGGUAAUACGAUAUGGGGUGCUGGUGGGGAUUUGGAAAGACGUGUAAUUUAUGUUGGGUUCACGAUGCCCCGUCUGGGUGGGGUUUGUAUAUAUUUAUAUAGCUAUAUAGCUUGGCACAAGUUGCCGUAAUUUAUUGAAUGUAUAUUGUUCGUAC
Messenger RNA from Dothidotthia symphoricarpi CBS 119687, 2098 nucleotides. RefSeq lists its product as uncharacterized. The transcript has 2 exons. Lineage: Eukaryota; Fungi; Ascomycota; Dothideomycetes; Pleosporales; Dothidotthiaceae. Bases 164 to 1849 code for a protein of 561 amino acids. The record is from RefSeq and is a predicted model, not a curated record.